AUGGGAGACGUGCCUGUGGAUGCCGCUGCACUUGAUGCGCACUUGUCCUUUUGCAUCAGAUCGAGUCACCAGUCGUCUUUCAGACCUACGUGGGAGACAGUCGGAGAGCCCACGAACUUAGUUUUUCGUCUCCCUGCUGCAAGGGGACCGUUGCCGCUGAUAGCAGUACCUCGAGCUGAAGCGGCAUCUUCCGGGUCCGGCAGUCAGGCCAAGAGACCGGGUGUUUCGGGAGACUCUCCAUUGAAGAUGGCUAAACAUUGGCACGGGAUUUCGUGGGAGUACAAGCUGGAACGAGAGCUGGUCGCGGGUAUCAGGAAGUGGGGUGUGAUUAUUAUGCACUCCCCUCUGAGCUUUGGUAUUGGCCGGCGUCUUCGGGGUGAGCAAAGACUUGAACCACUCAUCUUGGAAAGCCUCGGUCACAUUUUUGCUGGGAAGGCAGCUGGUACUCUGCAUCAGAGGGCUGGUCCGAUGCUUAGGUAUAUCCGCUGGAGUGUUCAGGCCGACGUGGACCCUUUCCCACUUGAGGAGGGGCAGGUAUACGAGUUUUGCAAGAGUUGCGAGUUUUCUUCUGCUCCGACUUUCUUGAGGAGCUUCAUUGUAUCCAUAUCUUUCGCUGUGCACGUCCUCGGUGUCACAGGUGGAGCCGAUUGCUUGAUCAGCGGUCGGGUGAUUGGCAUAGCGAGGCUCACCUACCUUGCAAAACGCAAGAAGACUCGGAGGCCGCCACUCACGGUGGCUAUGGUAGCUUUCUUGGAGAACCUUGUUUGCGAUCCGACUGCCAGGGCAAUUGAUCGAAUCUGCGCGGGUUUCUUUCUUUGCUUGGUGUUCAUGCGAGCCCGUUUUUCAGACGGGAUGAACCUUGGAAACUUGCAGUUGGACACUCCGAGUGGUCUAGCCACUGAGGUGGCUGGAUACUUGGAAGGAGAGGUGCUUCGAUCAAAGACGUCUUUCACGACCGAGAGAAAGACGAUGCUUUUGCCCAUGGUCUGCCCACGCUUAGGUGUCACAGGACUCGAUUGGGCAGGAGUGUGGAUGAAGCUCCGGGAGGUUCACAAGAUGCCGACGGGCAGCGGUGUGCCGCUGCUCCCUGGUACAGGAGCUUCGGGAGAAUGGCUUCUCGUUCCACCGAGUGCCACUGUAGCUGCGUCUUGGCUGAAGGGCAUUUUGAGCAAAGGAGGUUUUGAUCAUGGGGCUCUCGCCAAAUUGGGCACUCAUUCGUGUAAGUGCACUACCCUCAGCUGGUGCGGUAAAUUUGGUAUCGAUCAAGCGGUGCGUCGUACCCUCGGAUACCACACCGACCGAGCUGCUGCGAUGGUCAUUCUUUACUCUCGUGAUGAGAUUUCGAGUGCUGUGCGAGCUCUGGAGAGAGUCCUUGUUGAAAUCAGGGAGGAUCGUUUCAGGCCUGAUGCCACUCGGAGCGGACAUUUUCCUUGUGAGGUGGCUGCGCCCUCAGCAGAGACAGAGGGUGAUCCUCCCGACUAUGAGUCCAACGGCGGAGUGAGUGAGUCGGAAGAUUCACAGGACGAAGAGGACAACGUUGGCGAUCUCGGAGCCGAGGAACGGGCUCUGGAGGAAAUUGGGGCCCCGUGGAGGCCACAGGGCGCUGCGAGUGAUCGCCGCAUGUUCCGGCACAAACUCUCGAGGAUCAUUCAUUUUGUGGCCGACGAGGCCGGUGCCACUUUUGCAUGUGGAACAAAGAUCUCUUCGAAUUACGUUGAGAUGGACAGUGGAGUUUCUUUCUUGCAUCCUUUGUGCAAGAAGUGCCACCCGGUCCGAUAA
Symbiodinium sp. CCMP2592 is the source of this 1779-nucleotide messenger RNA. The record is from the annotation of a GenBank genome assembly. Lineage: Eukaryota; Dinophyceae; Suessiales; Symbiodiniaceae.